This is a messenger RNA of Thalassophryne amazonica, 959 nucleotides long. It is a transcript of the gene drgx, whose product is annotated as dorsal root ganglia homeobox. NCBI's taxonomy places the organism in Eukaryota, Metazoa, Chordata, Actinopteri, Batrachoidiformes, Batrachoididae. The record is from RefSeq and is a predicted model, not a curated record. Gene Ontology annotation, molecular function: DNA-binding transcription factor activity, RNA polymerase II-specific; RNA polymerase II transcription regulatory region sequence-specific DNA binding. Gene Ontology annotation, biological process: regulation of transcription by RNA polymerase II.
AAACUUUUGUGUGUGUGUUUUUGUAGGUUGAGAAACUCGCCGCCGGGAUGUUCUACUUUCACUGUCCGCCUCAGUUGGACGGAGAGUGCUGCCGCUCCAGCGCAUUGAAUUCAAGCGGCUUUUCCAACCACGCCCCGGCCGAUUUUGAUGAUGGAUUUCUGCGCAGGAAACAGCGCAGAAACAGAACGACGUUUACUUUACAACAGCUGGAGGCUUUGGAGGCGGUUUUUGCGCAGACUCACUAUCCGGACGUGUUCACGCGGGAGGAACUCGCCAUGAAGAUCAACCUGACCGAGGCCAGGGUUCAGGUUUGGUUUCAGAACCGCAGAGCGAAGUGGAGGAAGACCGAGCGAGGAAGUUCGGACCCUGAAGGAGGGAAAGAACAACAGAUGAGUGAAGGCACUCCUCCAUCUCGCAGCAUCAGCUCUCAGUCACCGGUGGACCAGAACAGGAAGCAGAAAGAGCCACUGGAGAUGCAGCAGAGUAUCAACAGGACUGUGGGUCCUGCAGGUUCGUUCUUCCCAUCUUAUCCAGGGACCCUCCUCAACUCUGCCACCUACGCUCAGGCCCUGUCACAGGUCGCAACGCUCAAAGGGAACGGCCUGUGCUCCUGCUGUGUGUCUGACCCCAUGGGCCUGUCCUUCCUGCCGCCCUAUGGUUGCCAAGGCAACCGCACAGCCAGCGUGGCUGCCCUGCGCAUGAAGGCCCGUGAGCAUUCUGAGGCUGUGCUACAGUCUGCCAACCUGCUAGGAGCGGCACCCGGGCCCGGAUCCGGACUGGGAGUCCUGUCUGGGGUCGGCAUGUCGAGGCCCACGGUGGGACCGGCUGUCGAGGUUCCCACUGCUGGGGGAAGAGGAGGAGACAGCUCCAGUCCCAGCCCGGCCACCAAGGCUCCGGUCCUGGUUAGCAGUUCUGAAAAACACCCUCACUGCUCCAAGGACACGCUGGAGAAAAAGUGA